UUGUAUGUGUUCAAAGUUCAACCGAUGAGACCAAUUCAGCUUCCUGAGCCGCCAAGCCCUACCGGCCUGAGGGGUACUCCUGAGAUCUUCGAAUCUGGUGUUCACACCUUCGUUAGACGCGCUAUCGUCAUCGGAAACGGUUUCCCCGCUUCCGAGAAUCAGAGCAUCGGAUUGGUUCGCGCCCUUGGCCUCUCAGAUAAGCAUAUCUUAUAUCGGGUUCGCAGGCCAAGAGGUGGAACUAAUGAGUGGCUUCAAUGGCUUCCAGUUUCUCUCCAUAAUAAAAUAUAUUAUAUAGUAAGAAUGAUCGGCAGUUAUUCUCAGCUUCUGUUCAAAUCUCAAGAAAAGAAGCCUAUGUCUCUACCUUCAGAAAAUGGUGACAGCGCAGGCUUGUCAGUUGUCUUAGAAGCUGAUGUAAUGAAGAUUGUGAAUUUAGCUCGGGAAACUUAUGAGAAGGAGGGACCUUUGUUGGUGGUUGCAUCUGGAAGAGAUACCAUUUCUACUGCAAGUUCCAUAAAACGUUUUGCAUCUGAGAAUGUUUUUGUUGUUCAGAUACAACAUCCAAGAUUACGUUUGAAUAGGUUUGACUUGGUGAUUACGCCUAAGCAUGAUUAUUAUCCUUUGACUCCAGAAGGACAGAAACAGGUUCCUAGGUUCCUUCGAAGUUGGAUAACUCCACGUGAUCCUCCAGAUAGUCAUGUGGUUCUCACCAUGGGAGCCCUUCAUCAAAUAGAUUUCACUUCAAUACGUAGUGCAGCCAUUACUUGGCAUGAUGAGUUUGCACGAUUUCCCAGGCCCUUGCUGGUUGUCAACAUUGGAGGACCAACACGCAACUGUCGAUAUGGUGUAGACCUAGCAAAGCAAUUAGCAGCCUCUUUGCACAGUGUUCUUGUUAGUUGUGGGAGUGUGCGAAUAUCCUUUUCAGAAAGGACUCCACAAAAGGUGUCCAAUAUUAUAGUGAACGAACUUGGGAAUAACCCUAAAGUUUAUAUUAUUUGGGAUGGGCAAGGACCGAACCUGCACCUGGGCCUUCUAGCUUGGGCUGAUGCAUUCAUUGUCACAGCAGAUUCAGUUAGCAUGAUAAGUGAAGCUUGCAGCACUGGGAAGCCUGUCUACGUUGUGGGAGCUGAGCGUUGCAGAUGGAAGUUCACAGAAUUCCACAAAUCAUUGAGAGAGCUUGGAGUUGUUCGGCCUUUUACAGGCUCUGAGGAUAUAUCAGAAAGUUGGAGCUAUCCACCCCUUAACGAUACUGCUGAUGCGGCUAAACGGGUUCAUGAAGCGCUUGCUGCCCGAGGUUGGAAACUGAAGAUAUAGAAUGCAAUUUGAAGUUGACAUAUUACUUUUUUUUUCGAUUUUAUUUAUUUUUCUGAAUGGAGGUAACCAUUUGUUCUUUGGAAGAUAUUUACAGAACAUAAUAUUUCAUUCAUAUCACGAAUAGGAAAUACAGAUCCGCUUGUAAUUUUCCACCAUACCAAUUUUUUAAGUUGUAAUAUAAAGUUAAGCGUAUGAUUGCGGCUUGUAAAAUGUAGUUGGUAUGUUUUUGGCAUUUUAAAGAAUGAGAUGAAUAAAAA
Gastrolobium bilobum is the source of this 1568-nucleotide messenger RNA. RefSeq names its product mitochondrial fission protein ELM1. Lineage: Eukaryota; Viridiplantae; Streptophyta; Magnoliopsida; Fabales; Fabaceae. Gene Ontology annotation, biological process: mitochondrial fission. The transcript is spliced from 10 exons. Gene Ontology annotation, cellular component: mitochondrial outer membrane. Bases 25 to 1311 code for a protein of 428 amino acids. The record is from RefSeq and is a predicted model, not a curated record.